Cyprinus carpio (common carp) is the source of this 4125-nucleotide messenger RNA. RefSeq names its product alpha-protein kinase 2-like. The record is from RefSeq and is a predicted model, not a curated record. The coding region runs from base 151 to 4125 and encodes 1324 amino acids. Lineage: Eukaryota; Metazoa; Chordata; Actinopteri; Cypriniformes; Cyprinidae. The transcript has 5 exons.
UCUCUCUCUCAGGACAAACCAUUUGUGUUCUGCCUGCAGGGAUCUGAUGCUGAGCACUGGCUGCUUUAAGAGUGAGAUCUUUGGACUCAAUUGCUCAUAACAGAUGUGUCCAAACUGAGUGACGUGUGUUCAGUGAUCCAGAGAGAGGAGAUGACAGCUGAGCGGGUUGACAUGGCCGUCCCAGACAAUCUGCUGUUCUUGGACACAGAUGCUGUCAACUCUUCCUUCGCUUCACCACCCAUAGAGCAAAAUGAGCUUGCCCGUGCCACAGACAACCAGACAGAUGACAGAUGCAGUUCAGUCCCUGAUCAACACCCUAAUCCAGCCUCAGGAAGCUCAGGAUUAAUGCCAGUUCCGCAGCAGGACGGGACUUCUGAGAUCCAUAGUACAAACAUUAAAAGGGAAAAUGAGAGUGGUUUAGUCUUAAGGCGGUCCCUGGAUCCCACUGCAAUGAUAGAAAUUCAAAUAAAUCAUCCAAAUGAUGAUAAAAGUGACAAUUGUGACUUCAGUACUGCUGCUGUAAAGGAGACUGACAAUAUCUCAAACAGUAUUAACAUCCCUAAACUAAUUCACCUAAUGGACAAUAAUCAAAAUGACAAACAUAGGGACUCAAACAGUAAAGCUGAUCCAAAUGAGGCUCAUGAUAAUUUGUUGAGUCCAGAAGUUCUAUUAUUAACAGAAGACAACAGGCAAGAAGAAAAGAGCCAAGACACCAUUUUAAACCGUUAUGUCUCCUCUGAGAGCACUGGACUUGAGGUUAGCCAAAUGGCUAAUGAUAAUAACCCCUUGGUAAACACUGUCUCUGAUGUAAUGAAUAGUGAGCAAAGCUCAUGCUUGAUUGCAAGCAAUGAGACUGAUGCAGCUUCCUCUCAAUCCCUCAUCCAGACUUGCCAGGAUUCAUCUGAAGGUGUUGAUGCAGCAGUGGAAGUGGCGACUGCAUAUAAAACUCAUCCAGAAAUGCAUGACAUUGCAGAUGACUUGACAUUUUGUGGCUUCACAACCUCUCAUAUACCAAAGACAGACGAUCCGAAAACUGGAAUUCAUCUAUCUUUGGCUGAUUUGCAUGAAGCAGACACUGUAAACAUCUUAACACAUGCCUCAACAUUAUUAGACACUUUGGGGUUGAACAACAAUGUGUUGGAAACAGCUGACAUGCCAGGCAAUGACAGUGGGAUCAUUCAGACUGUAAAUCAAGACUUAGCUUCCUUAAAUGUUGAGUUUUGCACUGGCGUUUUAACCCAAAUGGUUCAGAAUCUUCUACGGGAUUCAAAAUAUGAUGUAACGGAAUCAGAAUCCAACAGAACGGAUGAUUCCAUACUUGACAGAAUGACUGAUACAAAAUUCCCUUUGGACAUCAAUUGGGUGGCAACUUGUAGCAAUGAUCCAAGUGAGACAAUAGAGUCACUUUUCCCUCAAUCCAUGCACGAAACCGUACAGAUUGGUGAAAAACAUGAGAAGGAUCUCUCACAAGUGAUCCCUUGCCCAACAACUGUCACGAAUAGAGAUUUAGAUAACUGUUCUGAGGAGAUCGACGGUGCUUGCUUAAAGUUCACAAGAACAGAACGUGAUGUUGAGGCUGGUAGCGAGUUGUGGCUGGAUGCACGCCAGAUCUUGGCAGGUGAAGAGGAUGAGAGUGCUAUUUUCGACAAGUGGGGUCGUUCGUGUUCUCCCAGCCCCCCCAUGGCCCAUCCAGACAACACAAAAGCCUCUGAUUACUCCAGGAGGGAGAACAUUUCAGUUGACUGCCACACUGAAGACUGGGAGCUGAGGUUUCCACCUGUUGAGAGGCGGUCAUCCUCAGACAGCUGGGCUAGUGCACUUUCAGACUGGUUCCAGGCAGUUAACACCUAUUCAGAAGACUCUUUCACCAGCGCUAACACUUCAAGCACUGGUUUUAAGCUCAGUAUGGCAAUCCAGGAUGACUUUUUGGAGCAAAGGACAAGUCCUGAUAAUGCAAACAAUACUGGACUGACGUGUCUGUCCCUGAAUCUCUUAGAAUCAGAAGAACCAGGUCAAGCCUUGAGUAGAGGACUAGUUGAGUCUGAUAACACUAAUGGAACUCUUUUUAAACAAGGAGAUAGAGAUGGACUUCCUUCUCAUUCAGACUCAGACAGACAGGACAAUACAACAAUGGAGAACAACAUGAGUUUAUUAGAGAGGUCUGAAUGCCAUAAAACAGAUAAGAAUGCAGUCUUGGAUACGCUUAAUGCAUCAAAGUGUCCUGCAAAUGAGGUCAGUGCCAAACAUUAUGGAAGUCAGCACACCCCUGGAGAGUUUUGGAGUGCAAAGUCAGAAGGAAAUGUGCUGGUUGAGGUGACUGGAGACAAAGAUUCCCAACUUGGGUUGGUCUUCGAGGAGGAACGUGAAAACAGUUUUACUUCUCAAAGGAUCUCGGCUUACAUUAGUGACAAGAAUUUAACUGACAGUGUGAGUGGCGAGGAGCGGCAUCACAGUUCCGAUGUUGCUCUCCACACAUGUCCCUCUCAAUCGAACAGUCACGUGUCUUCUGAGGUGGGACUUGCUGAAGGAAAUGAAUCGCUUGGGCAUUUUAACACCAAGGACUGUACCGUGAAGCCAAGAGAAGAGGAAAGAAAUACAUUUCCACAGUUUAUUAUGCCAUUUGCUCCACUCGGUACUGGAAAUACUUUUCUUCAUCAUAGUCUAUUGAAAAGUCCACAGGCUGAUCUAGACCUUCCACCUAAAGGGAUUAUUAAUGAGAUACACCUUAAGAGUGAUCAAAAACCAAUCAGUAGUGAAGAUUCUUCUGAAGAUCGCUUUCAUACUUGGCCUGACCAAUCUUUAUCUUCAUCCUGUGGAGAUUCAGAUGAUCCUUCCAUCAAGGAUACAAGGAGAAAAGCAGGGUACACUGAUACCUGUGACAUCAACAAAGAAAUUUCUAAGUUAAUUUUACUCACUGGACAACGUUUUAUGGUAUCUGUGGACAAAAUUGUUGCAUAUGUAACUCUAGACUUGGAAGAACCCAAUUUAAGUCAGUUUUCUUUGUUAAACUGUGAGGAACGACUGAAAACAGACAACAUGCCUCACAAGACUUCCAAAACUUCUUUAGAUUGUAAAACACACUCGAAACAUAAGGAGAAGCCAGCAGAGAAGCAGCAACACAGGAUUCAAACAUCAAAAAAACAAGAUCUUCAGCCCCCAUCCCAGGCGAAAGAUGAAUUCAAGUCAGAAGGAGGGGGCUGUGAAGAUCGUCCAGUUACUGUCGUUGAGACCAUCGUUAUCACAGAGAAGAUCAUUCCUAAAACCCAAGGGAAGAAGAAAAAGAAGUAUGCGCAGCAUGGGACGCCAAAGCCAGAGAAUGAUCAACUGACUGACUUAGGGAGCAGAAACACACAGAAGAGUGUGACUGGCAAGACCGAGAACCUUGAUGUGAAGGUGACGUCAAAUGGUCUGGAUAAACCAGCAGCUCAUCCUCCCAAUUUGGAGAUUACGAACAAACAAAGCAUUCAGAAAGUUAUGUCAGUGAGACCCAAAGUACACCACAGUGGGAGUUUUGCAGCCAAGAUGGACCCUGACGGCGUAAAUGCCACCCAGAAAGCCACUCCUAUAAAACUCAGAGUAGAUGCCAUUAACACAGCCAUGAUGGAAAAUAAGACGUGCACCUCAGAUUCUCUGAGCACGUGUUUAUCCAGCAUGCUGAAUGAUGACAUCAAGCGCAGGCGAAUCACAGACAACUUGUCUGGGGCAGUUCCAAUAAGGACGAGGCCACAGCUGCCCGCAAUUUUCCGCCAGGCAAGAAAAGAUGGAGAAGAUACGACCCGGAGAGCUUACAGUGAGGUUGUCAAGCAGAAGACUUCAACACCCAAAGAAGUUGUGGUUCCUCGUGUAGUCUCAGAGAUCCAGGCUGACCCAGUCCCUGAUGACCCCCAGAACAUCUUGCUUUGGUGCCAGUUCAGGCCUGUCCCACCUGAUGCCACCAUUAAGUGGACUAAAGAAGGAACAGUUCUGUCAGAGAUAAACAAAGUAGAGAAGGAUGACAGCCGCUUCACUUUGACAACCAAAAAGGCUUAUAAAAAAUAUAUAGCUCUACAAAAACACACCAAAAAACGCCAACAAACACUUCUUCUUACACCACAGAACAACAUCACACCUCAGAGUAAAAUAUAA